AUGGCCGCAAGGUCACCGCAGCCUGCACAGGGCUAUGCUACCGGAGCAGAACGCCAGCCGGACGACUUAAGGAGAAGGAAUGUUGCUGAGAGCGAGCGCGACGGACACGCCUACAUAUCUGCAGAUGUUGAGGAGAAGGGGAAAGAGAAGGCAAAGUCAGUCCUCGCCGUGUUAGACGAAUACGAGUGGAUCAUUGCGCCCCUGGUUUUUACAGCGUUGGCCUUCUUCACGCGAAUGUGGAAGAUUGGUCUCUCGCCCAUCGUCACCUGGGAUGAAGCUCACUUCGGCAAGUUCGGAUCCCACUACCUCAAGCGCGAAUUCUACUUCGAUGUCCACCCUCCGCUCGGCAAGAUGCUUGUCGGUCUAUCAGGGUAUUUGGCGGGUUACAAUGGAUCCUUCGAAUUCAAGUCCGGCGAGACUUAUCCGGAGGAACUCAACUACACCUUCAUGCGGGUCUUCAAUGCCACCUUCGGAGCUCUCUGUGUCCCACUGGCGUAUUACACGGCGAAAGAACUGAACUUCAGGAGGCCGACUGUCUGGCUCGUUACCAUGAUGGUGCUUUUCGAAAACUCGUACACGACAAUCAGCAGGUUCAUUCUCUUGGAUUCGAUGCUUCUCUUCUUCACCUUCACAACUGUCUUGUGUUGGGCCAAGUUCCACCGCCAGCAGCAUGAUCCGUUCUCGCCCGAGUGGGGUCUCUGGCUGAUGCUGACCGGCAUAUCAAUCGGCUGCGUGUGCAGUGUGAAAUGGGUCGGACUUUUCUGCACCGCACUGGUGGGUCUAUACACCGCUGAAGAUCUAUGGAAUAAGUUCGGCGACCUUAAGAUGCCCAAAGUUGAGCUUGCGCAGCACGUCGGCUUCCGGGUCUUCAGCCUCAUCGUUAUUCCGUUAAUCGUCUACAUGUUCUCAUUCUACCUCCAUUUCCUCAUCCUUGAAAACAGCGGUCCGGGAGAUGCCCAGAUGAGCUCUCUAUUCCAAGCCAAUCUCAGAGGUACGGAAGUAGGAAAGGACAGCCCGCUGGAGAUUGCUUUUGGUUCCCGCGCCACAAUCAAGAACAUGGGGUAUGGAGGUGGUCUUCUGCACUCACAUGUUCAGACUUUCCCCGAGGGCUCUGGCCAACAGCAAGUCACUUGUUAUCACCACAAAGACGCCAACAAUGACUGGUUCUUCUAUCCCAACCGGGGAGAAGUCGAAUAUGAUCCUGAGGAGCCGCUCCGCUUCCCGGGUAACGGCAACACCAUCCGUCUCAUCCACGCUCAGACCGGCCGCAAUCUACACUCUCACCAGAUCGCAGCCCCGAUCACCAAGGCUGAUCACGAGGUGUCUUGCUACGGCAACACUACUGUAGGGGACACCAAGGAUCACUGGGUCAUCGAGGUCGUUCGUGACGCGGCUUCGAACGACUACUCGAAGAUCCGAACUUUGACCACUGCUUUCCGUCUAAAACACGCCGAUCUCGGCUGCUACCUCCGGGCCGGCAACGUCAACUUGCCGCAAUGGGGUUUCAAGCAGAUUGAAGUCACCUGCACCAAGGAGAACAAGCCUCGAGACGUCUACACUCACUGGAACGUCGAGAGCCACUGGAAUGAGAACCUGCCGCCCGGUGAUCCAGGCUCUUACAAGUCGCCCUUCCUGAGGGACUUCCUGCACCUCAACGUCGCCAUGAUGACAUCCAACAACGCCCUCGUUCCCGAUCCAGACAAGCAGGACGAUCUCGCUUCCCAGUUCUGGCAGUGGCCCAUCCUCCACGUCGGUCUCCGCAUGUGCGGCUGGGACGACCACAUCGUCAAAUACUUCCUCCUCGGCAACCCAGUCGUCUACUGGGGUAGCACAGCCUCGCUCGGUAUCUUCGGCCUCCUGAUCCUCUGGUAUCUGAUCCGGUGGCAGCGUGGCUACGACGAGCUCAAGCAAGCCGACAUCGACCACAUCCACUACUCGGGCCUCUACCCGGUCAUCGGCUGGUUCCUGCACUACCUCCCCUUCGUUGCCAUGGCGCGUGUCACGUACGUGCAUCACUAUUACCCCGCGCUGUACUUCGCCAUACUGACGGCGGGCUUCUGCGUCGAUUGGGCGACGAGGAGACUCAGCAGGGAGGUCCAGUGGGGGAUUUAUGGGGUGCUGUACGUGGUCGUUGUGGGGCUGUUUGUGCUAUUUAGGCAUAUUUGCUUUGGCAUGGUGGGGAGUCAUACGCAGUGGAGGCAUUUGAAGUGGUUUAGCACGUGGCGUAUCACGGACUGA
This is a messenger RNA of Coniosporium apollinis CBS 100218, 2238 nucleotides long. RefSeq names its product dolichyl-phosphate-mannose-protein mannosyltransferase. Bases 1 to 2238 code for a protein of 745 amino acids. Gene Ontology annotation, cellular component: endoplasmic reticulum; membrane. Gene Ontology annotation, molecular function: dolichyl-phosphate-mannose-protein mannosyltransferase activity. The transcript is spliced from 4 exons. Lineage: Eukaryota; Fungi; Ascomycota; Dothideomycetes. The record is from RefSeq and is a predicted model, not a curated record. Gene Ontology annotation, biological process: protein O-linked glycosylation via mannose.